This is a messenger RNA of Anopheles funestus (African malaria mosquito), 2434 nucleotides long. RefSeq lists its product as uncharacterized. The coding region runs from base 801 to 2183 and encodes 460 amino acids. NCBI's taxonomy places the organism in Eukaryota, Metazoa, Arthropoda, Insecta, Diptera, Culicidae. The record is from RefSeq and is a predicted model, not a curated record. The transcript has 3 exons.
AGUCCAUGAUCAACGAUCUGCAGAUGAGCGAUCACAAUUUCAAGCCUCUUCCGCAACGAUUCGCUUUAUCGAAUCGUUCUCCACACUCCGACCAACUCCAUUAGUUAUUUAUCCCUAAUGUGAUAUGUUUUAUGGGCAGUAUGUGCAUCAAUUUAAUAAACGGCUCCACUCGGUAGCGUCCAAUUGAAUCGAUCAAAAGGGGUCGCUUGCGGCAUCAGAGCGGUACAGCAUCCGACAAAGAUCCGAUCCACGUUUGUGCCAUAGGACAACGUGUCUAACGAAACAAAACCUUUAGAGCAGAUGAUGCUGAUGAUGGAUCAAGGGUCAAUCUCGUGUGAAGAUGAUUCAAAUGCAAUUGCUCCUGCUACUGCUGCUGCUGCCACUGCUGAAGAGAAGAGCAUAUUCGUGCCGCAGCGAUUUAGAUUUAGUGCAACCACGGGCAGGCGGCUAGAACAGUUCAGUUUCUUACAGGUUCGGCCAGGUCGUUAACGGUUUCGUUUGACCAGUUUAAAAUGUUCUUAAUUUCGAUGUCAAAACCACGUUUUUGACGUACAACAGCAAACGAAGCAGUGGGAAUCAAUCGAUAUUCCUGCUGAUUUUUAUCAUUUUGCGGCAUCACCAUAUCUUUCAUACCACGCUGUCGAGUGAAUGUUCGAAAUGUUUUAAGAGAGCAUCUUUUGGAAGACUACUGCAGCAACAUUUCAGUAAAAUCAAUGUGAAAAGUUUAAAAUAACAAGUGAAUACUCCAGUGCCAAAGUUAGUGCCAAAGGAUUUGCGGAGCAAAGUAAAACGGACGCAAAAUGGGAGUGAAUGAUAGUGAAAAUCGCAAGGAUUCGAUUACAUCAUCGACUUCCUCCUCACAUUUGGAUCUGCAGUUGUUGCAGCGGUUGUUUGUUAAAUUUGAACCGGAUUUAACGAUUGACUCAUAUGAGGAAGCCCAAGGAUCCGGACGCGGCGACAACUAUACGGCAGCAUUAUUUCGCAUUGCGCUGAAGGGCCAUACCCAACCCGAAGGUAGCUCGAAAAAGUUAAAAUGGGAAAAGAGCAUUAUCUGCAAACGUCUACCGGAUUGCAAGAUCAAGCGGGAAGCGUUUAAAAGUGAAGCAUUAUUCCGCAAUGAAGUCGUUUUCUACAAUACCAUCAUUCCCGAGUACAUCGAUUUUCAGCGACGCCAGUUGGCCGCAGUGUUCGACGGCACGGCAGGAAAGCAUGGCAAAGAUCAGACUACUCCCGAAAGCGAUGAAAGACGGCCAGAUUUGGAUGAGAAUGGCAUCUUCCAGGCAAUUCCACAAUGCUAUUUGGCGCGCGACGAUUUGGUCGUUCUUGAGGAUUUGCGCGUACGCGCGUUUACGAUGCCCGAUCGCCAGGCUGGAUUGGGACCGAAGCAACUGGAAGCAGUUUUGGUAGAGUUGGCACGAUUCCACGCUGUCAGCCUCGCGUACAAACAGCGCCAUCCGAUGGAAUUCCAAAAGCUUAUCAAUUCCUUGGAAGAGGGUAUUUUCUCGCAAGCCAAUGCUGAAUGGUAUCGCAAGUAUUACGACGUUUUGACCCGCAACGCCAUUCAGAUGGUACGACAAACUGUGCCGGAGAAAAAGGAACACUUGGCAAAGUUGGAAGGAUUUCUAAGCAACUGUUUCGGACAUCUGGUGGAUUUGGUAAACCGUCAGAGUGAGCUUUCGGUCAUUUGUCACGGAGAUUGCUGGACAAAUAAUAUACUUUUCCGAUACACUGACGAUGGAGCAAUAGCAGAGACAUGCUUAGUGGACUUUCAGCUUAUUCGUCAUGGUUCGCUGGCACUCGAUUUAGCUUAUUUAAUUUAUUGCUGUACCGAUGGCUCUUUGCGCAAGAAGAAUCUGCAACACUGGCUUCAAACAUACCACCAUCAAUUGGUCCUAUCUCUUCGGCAUCUCUUGGGUGAUAUAUUUGACAACGUAUUUGGCUCGGAAAAGCGCUUAUGGGAAUUGAUUAACGAGGAGUUUAAGAUAUGUGCCCGUUUCGGGCUGGGAACGGCAAUGGAUAUGCUUCCAAUCAGUACUUGUUCCUCGGAGGAAGCACCUGAUCUUUACACAAGCGGGACGGACACAGCUGCAACGCCACCCGAACUGAACGUUCCGCCUAAUGAACAAUGCCGACAAAAAAUGACUAUGCUGGUGCUGGAGCUGAUCGACGGCGGAAUGCUCUAGAAUGUUUGUUUUGUGGCCCUAGUUCUUUCUUGAACUUCAUAAGAUGCAUGCUGCUGUACUAGCGAGACCUGAGGAUUAGGGCGGGCUCACUUUGGCGGAUAUGCCGCCCAGUAUUGCCAGUAUUUUACAGGGUAAGAAUUUAACAAUGUUAGUAAAGUGCAUUUAAUGUAUAAUUCGAAUUAUUCGAAGAAUUUAUGCUAUUCCAUGACAAUAAAACUCUUACAUUAUGAACAAUCACUCAACAGUAACAA